This is a messenger RNA of Phaedon cochleariae (mustard beetle), 6816 nucleotides long. Lineage: Eukaryota; Metazoa; Arthropoda; Insecta; Coleoptera; Chrysomelidae. The record is from the annotation of a GenBank genome assembly.
AUGUGUGAACUCGCGGAAGUGUCUCAAAAAGUCUGGUCAUCCUGGUUUCUAGACGCAAUUACGAAAAUUCGUUCGCAAAAGCAGCGGCCUAGUGUUGAAAGGAUUUGUCAUGCGAUAAGACAACACCACAACAAUUACCACGAAGACGUUAUCGCCGAACAUUUAGAAGCUUCAGUUAAAGAAGGGGCCGUGCUGAAGGUGUUCAACAAAGGCCAGAGUUCCUAUAAAGACCCAGGUGGCUUGCAGAAUAGGACUUUGAAAAUAGAACAGGGGGUCGAUUUGACGAAAGUUGUUACCAAGGCAGUCCGCGAAUUAGGUGAACGGGACGGUUCUACAUUAAAAUCCGUUGAGAAGUACAUCAGGCAGUCUCAUACCAUCGAGGAGACCACCGAAAAUGAUCUGAAAGGGGCCAUACGAAGUGCUAUCAAACGCGCGGUUAAUAGAAGUUUCGUCUUGCAAGAUGGUAAAAGCUUCAAAUACAACUACAACCACCAGAGCCCCGGAAUCAAGAAACGGCAAGACGGUUCUAGAAGACUCUCUCAAAAUCACGACGACCUGAAUUCACAAAUCAAGAUCCCCGUGCCUCUGCCAAUAUGCACGGAAUGCCUGGGCACGGAGUCCAAGAACCGGCACGGCGCCUUCGAGAAGUUGAGCGGUUGCGACGAGUGUGGCGCUCUGGUCCAUCUCACUUGCACAACUACGGGGCCGGAAUUCGCCGCGCUCUUGGCCAAGGGGGCCAAGUGGGUCUGCGAGGAUUGCAAAGUGUGCGACGGAUGCGGUAACAGCGGCGUCUCGACGUGUCUGCUGUGCUGCUGCGACUGCGAGCGGAACUACCACCUCGACUGUCUCGAUCCGCCGGCGGAAAAGAAGCCCAAGUGUCCGUGGCGGUGUCGGUACUGCCUCGGUCAUCAUCAGAAUGCGCCGAAGGCGAGGAAGAGCGAGCCGGGCAGCGCGGUUAGAAAAAAGAUCGACAAGGUUCGUGAGAAGUUGAAGGAGAAGAACCAGAAAUCAAAGGAAAGUGCGACAAUUUCGACACCGACUUCAGCACCUUCAGUUAUCCCCACCGACCAAGACAACAUGAAUUGCAAGAAUCAAGAUUCCACACCUUUCGACGAGAGCGACGCUGUCAGCGAGAAUGAGGGUACGCCAAAUCCCACCAGAAACACACAUCCUCUUCAUAAAUCCACUUCUACUCCCGUCCCCCAUGACACAGACCAAUUACUGCAGGCCAACGAUCGCAUGUCCAAAGAAAAACAGAAGUUUUUCAGAAGUUCUGUCUUCAACGAGGAAAAGAAGAAGAUCAAAAAAUCUCAACCUUCGAGAAAGUCCACUAGAAACGACAAUCCCGAGAAUAAAAUGGCUGUUGCAAGUGAUCAGAAAGUUGAAGCCGUUAAAAACUCAGAGAACAAUGCUUCGAAAACUAGAUCGAAUAAAAAAGUAGCAACACACAAGAAAGAUGACACUAAACAACAGACAAAACCGAAACAAACCAAGAGAAAGCCAAGCCCGAAACUUCAAAACCCUGAAGAAGAGGGAGAAGAAAGUGCCUUGGACGAAGAAGAAGAUAGCUCAUCCGAGGAUGAUUCUUCUUCCGGGUCCUCCUGCUCCUCAGAAUCCGAUACAGACUCUUCCGUCGCCAACUCAGAUUCCAUGACGAGCAUCAGAAACGUCAAAAUCCCGGAAUCUUUUUGCGCGAAUAGCGACACCAAAAAGACCUUCGGCACUUUAGGGGGCAUCACCGUAGACAAAGACACCCCCUGGGGCUUCGCUGCCGAAGCCAACAAAAAACCACCCGACAAACCCACCGAGAAUCUUUUUAUAACAGCCCUGAAAGAAGAAGGGCUGAUCAAAGACGCCGAAGACAAGGCUCCGGGCUUCGGCCAGUUGAAGGGGCUAUUUGAUGGCCUUUCGCAUUUUUUUUCGGCCCCUUCCGAGAGCAGAGCCAGUCGCACUCAGCCCAACUACAACCCUAACAGAAGAAAACAGAAGCAGGAGGAAGAAGAAGUCGAAGACGCGAAGAGCAAGGACGAGGAAGUAGAGACACCGAGAAAGACCGAUGCGAAAGCGAAAACCGAGAAAGCGAAAAGCAAGGUCGCUUGUGAGACGUCGAACUCGAAGGUAGAGACUAAGGCCGAGGUAAAAAUGUCGGAUCCGCCCGAGUCAGCGCCAUCUUCCCCUAGAAGCGAGCUGACGCCUUCGGGAUUGGUCAAGACGGCCGUGAACUCGAAACAGCACGAGACUAGGAAGUCGAUAAAGUCGGAGAGUGCAAAGGGCAGUGCGAUAUGCGCGCCACAAAAGGCGAAAAAACGCGGUCAAAGUUCGGCUGCUGAUGUCUCGUUUAACGACAGUCUGACGGUCGAGCCGAAGCUGCAGACGCUGCCACCAGGCGUCACCCAAAAGGACGUCGAAACGUUCAGGGAGACGAGGGAGCGGGCGGCGGCGGCCACGGCGGCGCUGCUGCUUGCCGCCCCCGAGCCGGCUGCCCCCGCAACACCCGUCCCUGCUCCCGCCCCUGCUGUUCCUUCCGAAGGCGGGAUCGGGGCGGUGCUGGGGUCGCCCUCGCAAGCGAUGAUCGCCCAAAAGAGGUGCCCUGCCGCUAUAGAAUUCGGAAAAUACGAGAUCCAGACCUGGUAUUCGAGCCCCUUCCCGCAGGAGUACGCGCGAUUGCCGAAAUUGUUCCUCUGCGAGUUUUGCCUCAAAUAUACGAAGAGCAAGGCUGUACUAGAGAGGCACCAAGACAAGUGCACGUGGCGACAUCCUCCCGCUACCGAAAUCUACCGCUGCAAGGAGCUGUCAGUGUUCGAAGUCGACGGCAACGUCAACAAGAUCUACUGUCAGAACUUGUGCCUGCUGGCAAAGCUAUUCCUCGACCACAAGACCCUUUAUUACGACGUCGAGCCCUUCCUGUUCUACGUGCUGACGGUGAACGACAAGAAGGGCUGCCACCUGAUCGGGUACUUUUCCAAGGAGAAGCACUGCGUACAGAAGUACAACGUGUCGUGCAUCAUGACGAUGCCGCAGUACCAGCGGCAGGGGUACGGCAGGUUCCUCAUCGAUUUCAGCUACCUCCUGUCCAAGGAAGAAGGCCAACCCGGCACCCCGGAAAAACCCCUGUCCGACCUCGGCAAAGUAUCCUACUACGCCUACUGGAAAUCCGUCGUGCUCGAAUACCUCAACGACCACCGCGACGAAAAACUCGACUUAACCGCCAUCAGCAAAUCCUCCGGCAUGUAUUGCCACGACAUCGCUUUAGCCUUGCAAUUGCUCGGCUUCAUCAAGUACCUGCCGACAGACGAGGGAGAAAAGUCAGUUAUUUGCGUGGAUUGGUCCAAAGUUGACAGCCAUGCGGAGCGCGUUUCUAAAUCAAGAACGCGCAUCCCGAUCGAUUACGAAUGUUUACGCUGGACGCCCCUAGUUUCCUCCGCUAUAAACCCCUUCAGGCGAGAACCCAAAUCAGACGAGGAAAAAGACCAAAGUCCCGUAAAAGAAACGGCGGACAUUGUGGUACCGAUGCAGGAGAAGAUAAUAAUCGAGACUCCGGGCGUGAAGUUGAAAAGAGGGAAAAAGCGAAGGAUUUCGGUCGCCCCGAAGACCCCGAGAGCCGCCAAGACUCCGGUGGUGGUUCCGGUGGAAAGUUCCGGGAACGUCGAAGAGGUGGAGAUCACGUCGUCGGGCAGGAAGCGGACGCGGCCGAGCAAGUUCAACGAGACGACUUUCGCGGACGCCAAGCCGAAAACGACCGUUGCGGACGCCAAGACGAAAACGGCUAUAGCAGACGCUAAACCGAAAGUGGUCGAGGAAAGUGUGGGGAAGAGGAAGCGUGGGGAGGAGGCUUCGGAGAGGAAGAGGGCGAAAGUUGAGGAGGAUAAGGGUGAGAAGGUGGAGGAGGGUGGGACGGCCGAUGUGAGGACUCCUCGAAGGGGUGCUGCCAGAGUGGCCGAACAAACUCCGAAGACGUCGCAGACGGUUGACGAGCUCUCCAAGUUGACCACACCAAAUUCCAACAAUAGACCAAAGAGACUUGCUGCUACGAAAGAAAAAGUCGUAGGUGAACGAUGGUCUCAGAGACGGGUCAAGAAACAACGAGAAUUGGAGGAGAAAGAAAAAGAAGCUAAAGACUCAGACAUACCCAAAACCGAAGAGACUGUUGCUUUGGAAGAACCUCCAAAACUGGAAAAACCAGUCGAAGUUAAGGAGAACAAGGAACCCGCAGAAGAAUCCAUUGAUGUCACCCCAGUCGCACCUCAGCAGGCUCAGAAACGUGUGAGAACAGUCAAGAAAAAACGAGGCUGGGUGAAGGGUAGAGCUCGAGGAAAACUCUCAGACAAAAAACAAUUGAUUUUGCCUGAUCUCAUCAAGAAUAUGCUUCGGAAGGAUAGCGAGAGCGAAUCAGUGAUUUCCGAUAAGUCAGACAUGGAAACUAUGGAAAAAGAAGUCCCGAACACGAAUACACCCCAGUCCCCGGAAAAGGAGAGGGUCAAAAAUAGAAAAGAAGAAAAAAUCAGGAGAGCCUCGAGAAUAUCCACCGAGGAAGAUUCCAGCGCUGAAGCCGAUGACGAAAUGGAAAACGACGAGCUACCAGUGCAAAAAGAAAUUUCCCCCAACAGCAAAUACAAAUUCACCAAAACCACCCCUACGAAAGAUAAAAACAACGCUGCGGCACACGUUCAGAAAACGCCACCCAAAAUCAGCGAAGAACUCAAAACUAUUUCGCCGAAAGAAAAACUCAACUCGCCGUUGUAUACGACAACUUCCGAAUCCGAGAUGGAAAUCGACGGUCAAAAGAUCAAAACCAUUUCUCGAAGGGAAGUCUACGAGAACAAUCUGACGAUGGCGCGCAUGAAACAGGCAGAAACGAUUUCUCUACCCGUCAAAGAAGAGCCGAAAAUUAUCGAAAGCGAACAACAGGUAGCUCCCUCUAGCGCCCUGGAAAUUGAGAAGGAAAUCGUUGAGGAUAUAUCGUUGGAUGCUGGAAAUUCGUCAGUGGAAUCAGGAAGGAAGUCCACCGAUAUGGAAAUCGAGAAAAUGGAACAUAAUGAAACGAACACCAUCAUAACGCCCGACCGAAAAUCGCCGGUCAAAGAAAUGCAACAGGUUGAAGAAGUUCAACAGGUUAACGAAGUGCAACAGGUUGAAAGAGUGCAGCAGGUUGAAAGAGUGCAACAGGUUGAAGAAGUUAAACAGGUUAAUGAAGUGCAACAGGUUGAAAGAGUGCAGCAGGUUGAAAGAGUGCAACAGGUCGAAAACGUGCAACAGGUCGAAAGAGUGCAACAGGUCGAAAAAGUGCAACAGGUCGAAAAAGUGCAACAGGUCGAGAAAGUACAACAGGUCGAGAAAAUUCAACAGGUUGAAGUGAAAAAAGUGGAGGAAAGUGUACCUCUGAUGGAGAAUAAACAGGAUACUGAGCAAAUAGUUCCUCGAAAAUGUGAAGCUGUCGACGGCAAUACUUAUGAACCGCAAGAAGAGAAGAAAACUGCACUAGAUCCUAAUAUUGUACUUGUGCCAGAAAGUGAUAAGGAGCCUGUACCAUUCGAUGACAUAAAUAAGGUGGAUGCGCCAAUCGAAAAUAUAAUUAUACCGCUAUCGGAAAAAAUCGGCGUUAAGAAGGAGGUUCACGAAACGCCUUUAGUAAUCAGCCACCCGGUAGAAAUACCGACGACUUCAAACCAAGCAAUCAAUCAAAUUCACACUGCAGACGUCGCAACUUCAAGCCAAAGAACCGCAGAAGUCGCAACUUCAAGCCAAAGAAUCGCAGAAGUCGCAACUUCAAGCCAAAGAACCGCAGAAGUCGCAACCUCAAUCCAAAGAAGAGAAGAAACGAUACAAGAAAUUGUGGCUGAGAAAUUCGUGGAAAAACUGGAACAAAACUACUCGCAGAAAGAGAUGGCACAUAUUGGGCAUGAUACCAAGCCGGAUGUGCAAGAAUUCAAAAAAGUCUCGACUAGUGAACCGCAAACUGAAACACGCGUGAUCCACAACAGCAAUCACAAUAUCGUGCCCUCUGAAUUUGUCAGCGAAAAACUCAUCACAACAAGUCAACAUUCAAUGAUGGGCAAUCAGUAUAACGAACAAUCAGUGAUCAAAAAACAGGUCAUGGAAAGAACAUUGCCUCGGUUACCAGCUCAACAACCUUCAUCGCAACAGAAUCCCAUUCAAUCACAUCCAAACCAAGUCCAACAACCAUUGCCUCAGCAACAGAAUACCAUCCCGGUUUGCCAUCAGAGUCAAGGAAAUCAGUCGAUUUACGUACAGCCAGAGCAACAUUUGCAAAGUACAAAACAUGCUUCUGCAAUGCCUCAACAAGGAAAUGCCAUCCCUGAAAAGUCUUCUCCUAAAGAACUGAAACAGCCCACUCAAAUGAACCCGAAGGAAGUGAGGUUAAAGGAGGAACAGAAAGCAGCUGCGAAACAAGAGACAAUCAGAUCGGAGAGCAGAUCUAAACCGGAAAAGUACGAGGAGAAACGUUACCACCAAAAAAUCCCCCACGAAGAAAAACCCACCUACGACAUACAAAAAAUGCACAUGGACAGCGAAAGUCUGCUCGCCAACGCCAUAGCCACUCAAAACUACCAUCACAUGACGCAAGCGCAACUGCCUUGGCAAUGGGACAGGCUCACCUGGGGCAAAAGUAUCUACUAUGACAACAAAAGGGAUUUCCAAGGUUACCACAUGAUCCCCCAGUUCGCUCCUUUGGACAUGCUACCCAAACAGCCUAGUUGCGAAAAGGAGAAACACGUCACCAAAUCGCACAAACAUUCGAGUCAAAGCAGCAGCUCGAGAGCCAGAGACCCCUCGAGGGAAAAACACCCCUCUCCC